Messenger RNA from Hylaeus anthracinus, 1502 nucleotides. Its product is annotated as 2-aminoadipate transaminase. NCBI's taxonomy places the organism in Eukaryota, Metazoa, Arthropoda, Insecta, Hymenoptera, Colletidae. The transcript is spliced from 8 exons. The coding region runs from base 195 to 1502 and encodes 435 amino acids. Gene Ontology annotation, biological process: biosynthetic process. Gene Ontology annotation, molecular function: L-2-aminoadipate:2-oxoglutarate transaminase activity; pyridoxal phosphate binding. The record is from RefSeq and is a predicted model, not a curated record.
UCGCAAAUGCAAUCGCGUCGCAAUAGAUGAUUUGUUAAUUAUCUACAGUCAGUGUAAGAAGUAUUCGUACACCAACCAAUUUAAAAUGAAUGGUUCCUGUACGAAUACUUAUUACACUAAACUAACUGUAUAUCUUAGUUAUUGAAAAAACAACUAUCGGCUACGUAACGUUGAAGUUACUUAACCUAUGAAAUAUGUUCAAUAUGGAGACAAUAGAUGAUCCAUAUCUGAGACAUCUUUUCGAUGGAGAUGAUGCAUUUAAUGUUUAUAAAGACAACUUUACAAACUUAUCGGUUGGUGCACCUGGACCUGAUCUACUCAAACAUUGUACAGAAAUGAUACAGAGAGCGACAGAUCAUCGACUGGAAGAAGAAAGGAAAGAGGGAAAGUAUUAUCUUUUUCAAUAUGGCAUAACAGCAGGUCUGUGGGAGUGUCGCAAGGAACUGGCAAUGUUCCUAACCAGGCAAUAUGGUGAUCCAGUAAGCAGAGAAAAUUUAAUUUUAACCUGUGGAGCUUCGCACGGUCUUCAACUAUUAUUAAACACCAUUGUUUCACCAAAUGGAAUAAUUUUCGUAGAAGAAGUCACUUACAUGAUAGCCCUGGAUGCUUUCAAACAAUUUCCACUAAUGAAAAUAGUAACUGUACCAAUGAAAAAUGAUACUGUAGAUGUAGAUGCAUUUGAAGAAAUAGUCACAAAGGAGAAAAAAAAUGGUAAUUUCCUUCUCAGUGAUGAGAAAUUAUUCUGGGCUAUGUUUUAUACUAUUCCCACUUUCCACAAUCCAACUGGUAGAACUUUACCACUAGAAAGUUGCAAGCGUCUGAUCGAAAUAGCGAGGAACAAUUCUAUACUAGUUGUCUGCGAUGAUGUAUAUAACUUACUUUAUUAUGGAAACGGAAAUCCGCCCCAUCGACUGUUCUUUUAUGACAACCUAGAGGAUCCCAAUUACAAAGGUGGCAAUAUUAUAUCAAAUUGUUCAUUUUCAAAGAUUCUUUCACCAGCAAUUCGCUUUGGAUGGAUUGAAUGCCCUGCAAAAAUAGCAAAGAUUUUCAGAUCAUCAGGGAUAUUACGCAGUGGUGGUGCAGUUAAUCACUACAUUUCUGGUGUUAUUACAAGUUUACUUCAUCUAAAAAUUGAAGACAAGUAUCUUGAUUACAUUAUUAAUAUUUAUCGGGAACGAUUAUCAGUGCUAUGUAAUGUGUUGGAUCAAUAUUUGCCAAAAUGCUGUUCAUACUACCGACCAGAAGGUGGUUACUUUGUAUGGAUUCAUCUCCCACCAGGAAUAAAUGCUAAUGAUUUCAUUAAAUGGUGUCAAGAAAAACACAAUAUAUCUGCAAUACCAGGAGCACAAUUUUCAUACACAAAAAAAUGUAAUAAUUUCAUACGACUUAGCAUAGGUUUUCACAACAAAGAAGCUUUAAAAACUGCUUCUACAACCCUUUGCAAGGUUCUCCUAUAUUACCUUGAAAAUAAUACUGAAUAUAUGAAGAAUUUGAACAAUUAA